This is a messenger RNA of Plectropomus leopardus (leopard coralgrouper), 1533 nucleotides long. RefSeq names its product tektin 3 (gene tekt3). The record is from RefSeq and is a predicted model, not a curated record. NCBI's taxonomy places the organism in Eukaryota, Metazoa, Chordata, Actinopteri, Perciformes, Serranidae. Gene Ontology annotation, biological process: cilium movement involved in cell motility; cilium assembly. Gene Ontology annotation, cellular component: microtubule cytoskeleton; nucleus; sperm flagellum.
GAUAGCACCGAGACUGUGCAUCUAAAGAAAAGCUCUAAUCAUCUUGGGGCAGCCCAAAGAAAGUCAAAAAUGGAGUUGAUUGGAUCCACCCUAACAGCCACAUAUGCUCGUCCAAAAACCAGCCACUUCCUCCCCGCCAUCUCCACCAUGGCAUCCAGCUAUCGCAACACCCAGCCCGCCUUGACCAUGAAUCCCAGUGCCAACCUGUGGAGGACCAACAACUAUUUCAAGAGCAGCAGCGCCAUCCCAACACCCUCUUCCUUGCAGCGAGAGAAUUUAGAUCUGGUUCGAGCCAAGACCAUGUUCUACCCAUCCAACAGGACUGCGCUGUCCACCCGCUACACUCCCGAUGACUGGUACAAGUCCAACAUAAGCAACUACAGGGAGUCCGAGUCGUCCCGGAAAAGUGCAGAGAGACUGAGGAAAGACACCAUCAGGCUGAUUCAGGAGAAGGAGCAGCUGACCAGACGGUCACAGGAGAAUACCAGCAAGAACAUUGGCGAGCGGCUCAAUGACGUCGUCUUCUGGAGGUCUGAGCUGAGCCACGAGAUUGACAACAUGGUGACGGAGAUAGCAGCACUCACUGAGGUUAAGAGGAGGCUGGAGAGAGCCUUGGCAGAGACUGAGGGGCCUCUUCAGGUGUCUCAAGAGUGUUUGUACCACAGAGAGAAGCGGAUGUCCAUCGAUCUGGUGCAUGACGGCGUAGAGAAAGACCUCAUAAAGGAAGUUGAAGUCAUCAAGUCCUGUCAGGAACGGAUGCGGCGACAUCUGGACAGAGCCAUUGCUCAGCUGGCGUCAAACCGAGCGGCUCAGCAUGAAUUGGAAAGAGACAUGAGUGACAAAGUGACGGCUCAGAGGAUAGAUGACAGGUGUCACCAUCUGAGGAACACAUCAGACGGCAUCGGCUACUACAGAGGGAUCGAGAGAGUGGACCCCUCACUUUCUUUGCCGGACACGUGGUCCAAGUUCACAGACGACAACAUCCUGCACUCUCAGAGCGAACGAGCUGCCUCACACAAGCUGAGGGACGAGAUAGAGAUCCUGCUGAACAUCACGUCAAACGAAAUGUGGAACCAGUUCAACAACGCCAAUGUCGCCUUCACGAACCGCAUAUCAGAAACCGCUGAUGCUAAAAACAGCCUGCAGACACACCUGGCUAAGACUCUGCAGGAGAUCUUCCAGACAGAGAUGCUGAUUGAGUCUCUGAGGAAAGCCAUCAGAGACAAGGAGUGUCCGCUGAAAGUGGCCCAGACCAGGCUGGAGGAGAGGACCCGCAGGCCCAACAUAGAGCUCUGCAGGGACAACCCACACCACAGACUCGUGAGUGAGGUGAGAGAGAUCGAGGACACCAUUCAGAAGCUCCAGGAGCGACUGAUGGAGGCUGAAAACACUCUGCAAACUCUGGUCAAGACCAAAGUGACCCUGGAACACGACCUGUCCAUCAAGGCCAACUCACUCUUCCUGGACCAGGAGAAAUGCAUGAGCAUGCGCAAGAGCUUUCCAAGUAUGCCCCGUCUGGUGGGCUACACCUAA